AUGGCGGCGGCGGCGGCGGGGGAGGCGGCGACGAGCCAGUCGGUGUCGCGGCUGCUGGCGGGGCUGGAGGCGGCGUCGUCCCCGCGGGCGGCGCGGCUGGCGGCGCUGGGCGGGCUGCGGGCGGCGCUGGUGGAGCGGGAGGUGGCGUCGUCGGCGCUGCAGGAGGUGCUGGUGGGGCAGCUGCUGCGGCCGCUGACGCGCUGCCUGCUGGCCGACCCGGCGGAGCGGUGCCGGGAGCUGGCGCUGGAGCUGCUGGGCCACUGCCUGGGCCGCGCGCCGCAGCCCGCCCGCGCCCUGCCCGUCCUGCUGCCCGCGCUGGCGCAGCGCCUGGGCCACGCCGCCCCCGGCGCCGGCGACGACGAGGCCCGCGAGGCCUGCGAGGAGCUGCGCCUCGGCCUGCUGGGCCUGCUGGGCCUGCUGCUCCGGCGCUGCCCCGCCGCCGCCCUGGCCGCCUACCUGCCCGAGGUGGCCCGCGUCCUCCGCGCCGCCCUCCUCGACGCCUUCCCGCCCGCCAAGCGCGAGGCCUGCGCCCUCGCCGCCCAGGCCGCCCACGCCAUGCCCGAACAUUUCCACAUGCAGUCAGAGAGCCUGAUCAGCCCCUUAAUGCAGGCCGUUUCCCACCAGCAUUUCCGAGUCCGCGUUGCAGUGAUUCAGGCCACGGGAGCUGUGAUUCAGUUUGGCAACGCAAAGUCUCUGGAUGACGUGCUUUCUCAUUUAGCCCAGCGAUGUUUCGAUGACAUCCCGCAGGUCAGAGAGGCCGUGACCGUUGUCGUGGGGGAGUGGCUGCUGCAUCUGCGAGAUCGCUAUUCCUUCUUCCACAAGCUGAUUCCUCUGCUGCUCAGCGGCCUCGCGGACGAAAUGCACGAGAAUCGGGAGCUGGCUCUGAGUUACUGGAAGAAAGUAGGUUUGCAGUGGGAAAAUGAAAACGAGGAUGACAUUAAGGACAAGCUGGACUUCUAUAGUGCACCUCCUUAUUAUCCUCAAGGAAUGGCUCGACCAGGACUGGGCUGCCGGGAGCUGGUGACGAGGCACCUCUACAAAAUCCUUCCCGGCCUCUGCCAUGAUCUCACCGAUUGGGUCGUCGGCACCAGAAUCAAGGCCUCCCGGCUCCUCUCCAUCCUGCUGCAGCACGCCGAGGACCACAUCACUCAACACAUGGAGCUCCUGCUCCGCAUGUUGUACCGCACGUGCCUGGAUGAGGAAAGCCUUGUGGGAAGGGAAUGUCUGAAAGCGGCGGAGCUGAUCGGCACGUUCGUCCGCCCGGUGGUGUCCCUGAAGCUGAUCUUGUCGGACAUCGAGAAAGCGCCCCAGCCUUCCCACCUGAUGGUCCUCUCGGCCGUGAUCCGCGGCUCCCCGAGAAAAGUCUUGCAGCCUCACCUGGGGGACCUGGCGGACACCCUGUCCCACCCGCACGUCCGUCAGUGUACGGCAGAGGUCUCUUACCUGGAGCAGUUGCUUGGCUGUGUGGAAGCUCUCGUCGAAAAGAGCCAAGAGGACUGUGAAGAAAUCAGUCUCCAGUUGACAAAGAUCUUGGUCACCGUGAUGGCCAUACCGACUGCUGGACAUCUUCAUGAACUGAUAGAAGAGGCCAUGAAGUCCCUGGCGGAGGUGCAGGGCUUGGCUGGUUUGGUGGGCCUGUACCAGCGGCACAUCUCCGAGCUCAUGCAGUGGGUCUCCGCAGCCCCCGACACCUGGACCUGCUACUCCUCUGAGCUGCUCCAGCUGGACGUCAUCGCCACUCAUUCAGGCCCCGCAAUAGGUGAAGCCCUUCAAGAACUUUUCCUCAUUCUUAGAACGUGCCUGCAGACAUCCAAAGACCCUUUGAUGCGUUUGAAGCUGUUCUCUACCCUUUCACAGUUGCUUCAAGAACCGAGCAAGACUAUAAAUUCACAAGGGCGCUUUUCUAACUACCUCGAGACGGUGAUAAAAGACAUCCUGGCUCCUAAUCUGCAGUGGCGAGGGGGGAGAACCGCAGCUGCCAUCCGCACCACGGCCGUGUCCUGCCUCUGGGCCCUGAUCUACAGCGAGCUGCUCUCUCCGGAAGAGACUCUGAACGUCGAGCAUUUGCUGCUGCCCGAGAUCCUCACCACCCUGGACGAGGAUUCCAAAAUGACCCGCUCACUCUCAUGCCAAAUAAUCAGCGUGUUUCUGGUUGUCAACGGGAAGCAAUUUCAGCCGGACAAGCUCGUCACCAUUUAUCCUGAACUGCUGAAGCGUUUGGACGACGCGUCUCACGACGUCCGACUGGAAGCUGCAAAAGCCCUGGUCAACUGGUUCAGAUGUGUCGACGACGAGAAGAAAGCCCUGUUGAAAACCAACAUCGAGUUUCUCUACCAGGAGCUUUUGGUUGAGCUGGACGACCCCAACCAAAACAUCCAGUCGGCUGUCUUGGAUAUUUUAAAAGAAGGAGGGAUUCUCUAUCCAGACAUUCUGGUGGAGCAAAUCAAAACUGUCCUGCACAAACACCGUUCUCCGGCCUACCUAAACCAGUUGCUGUUACACAUUGAAUCGACUGGCUGGAGAUACUCCAAAUCCUAAAUGUUG
Messenger RNA from Euleptes europaea (tarantolino), 2544 nucleotides. RefSeq names its product dynein axonemal assembly factor 5 (gene DNAAF5). The transcript is spliced from 13 exons. Gene Ontology annotation, molecular function: dynein intermediate chain binding. The record is from RefSeq and is a predicted model, not a curated record. Gene Ontology annotation, biological process: cilium movement; outer dynein arm assembly; inner dynein arm assembly. Gene Ontology annotation, cellular component: cytoplasm. The coding region runs from base 1 to 2538 and encodes 845 amino acids. Lineage: Eukaryota; Metazoa; Chordata; Lepidosauria; Squamata; Sphaerodactylidae.